AUGCCUGUGGCCGAUAUGCUGAUAAAUAGAGCGGCGGGGCAUACGAUACUUAGUUUCCUCGAUGCACACUCCGGGUGCAACCAAGUACCAAUCAGUAUGGAGGACGUAUCCAAGACAACUUUCAGAUGUCUCGGGCCGAUUGAGGCUUACGAAUGGGUCGUUAUGCCUUUCGGCUUGAAGAACGCGGGUGCGACCUACCAACGAGCGAUGAACAAAAUGUUCAGAGGACUGGAUUGCCUUGAAGUCUACAUUGACGAUGUGGUGGUGAAGUCGAAUACCGAGGAGGUUCAUUUGGCCGAUCUGAGAAAAGGAUUCGAGCGCAUACGGUCUAAUGGGUUAAAAAUGAACCCUCUCAAAUAUGCAUUCGGAGUGUCGGCUGGGAACUUCUUAGGUUUCUUGGUUCACCAGCGGGGAGUAGAGGUAGAUAAAAACAAAGCCAAGACAAUCAUUAAUGCUGAACCACCUAAAACCAAGAAGCAGCUUCAGAGACUGAUCGGUCAAAUAAAUUUCCUUAGACGAUUCACAGCGAACACAGCAGGCCGACUUCGCAGUUGGAGUGUUCUGCUACGAGAAAAAGAGACCGAUCACUGGAUAUGGACGGACGAGCAACAGAAGGAUAACGGGGUCGAAAGAGAGGUCUAUUAUCUGAGCCGUGGGUUGACCGAUACUGAGAUCCGCUAUACCGACAUAGAGAAAAUGUGUCUGUGUUUGUACUUCACGUGUUGCAAGCUACGAUAUUACAUGUUGCCGGUAGUGGUGUACGUACUAUCCCAAACCGAUAUCAUUAAGUAUAUUCUAUCAAAACCAUACUUAAGAAAUUGGAUUGGGAAGUGGGCGAUUGCUAUGUCCGAGUUCACAUUAGUGUACGUUCCCCAGCGAGCAGUAAAAGGACAAGUGUUGGCCGAUUUUCUUGCCGAUCAUCCUGGUAUCACCUUUAGGGAGGAAACAAUUAGUUGCUGCGACAUAGCCAUAUGUGAGAUGUGGUUCGAUGGGUCCAGGACUAUCCAGGGUGCAGGCGCCGGGGUGCACAUUGUCUCGCUCUUGGGGGCAUCUUACCAACUAUCGUUCAAACUCCAGUUUGAGUGUACCAACAAUCAAGCAGAAUACGAAGCUCUAAUAUUUGGUCUCGAAAUUUUGGCCGAGCUGGGGGCAAAGGAAAUCAACGUUAGAGGCGAUUCUUUGUUGGUCAUCAAACAAGUAAUUGGGGAAUUCAAGUGCGAGUCUGAACUAUUGGAUACAAGGAUAGAAUACACCGAGAGGGCCGAUAACGGUGUCGCGAAUGAUCUGGCUCAACACGGCAGUGGGUACAAGGUGAAUCUCCAGUUCGACACAAUCGAAAGAGAAACGCCGAAUCUCCAUACUGGGGGCAUCACCAUCGAUGAAAGGAAAUUUUCGGCCUACCAACUGGAUGUUACCCAAGAUUGGAGGACUGAAAUCUUGAAAUGGUUUGAGGAGCCAGACCAUACGAAUAGGAGGUUAAGGACCUUGGCCCUAAACUACGUCGUCUUAGCGGGCGAACUGUACAAAAAGGGUUUUGAAGGGUUACUCUUCAGAUGCAUCGGCCCAAAGGAAGCAAUGCUAGCAAUGGCCGAAGUACAUGAAUGGAUAGCGGGCGCCCACCAGGCAGGACCCAGGAUGAGAUGGUUAAUCCAUAAAUACGGUUUCUAUUGGCCGAAAAUGGAACAAGACUGCGUGAGAUAUGCCAAGGGGUGCGAAGCAUGCCAGAAAUGUGGCCCGAUACAGCAUGUCCCAGUCGAAGAACUCCAUUCCAUCAUUAAGCCAUGGCCAUUUAGAGGAUGGGCGGUCGACCUCAUAGGAAAAAUAUAUCCUGGCUCGUCAGAUGGUCAUAUUUUUGUCAUCAUCGCCACUUGCUAUUUCACCAAGUGGGUCGAAGCUAAGCCUCUAAAAUCUCCCACGCAAGAGGCUGUGAUCAACGAUAUAGUUUGGUGGGCGUCUCAGAUGAAGAUCAAAAUGCUGCACUCAACACCAUACUAUGCGCAAGCCAACGGACAGGUAGAGGCGACGAACAAAGCUAUUAAGCUUAUUGUUCAGAAGAUGAUUGAAGAAAACCCAAGAUAA
Messenger RNA from Mercurialis annua (annual mercury), 2079 nucleotides. RefSeq lists its product as uncharacterized. Gene Ontology annotation, molecular function: nucleic acid binding; RNA-DNA hybrid ribonuclease activity. The transcript is spliced from 4 exons. The record is from RefSeq and is a predicted model, not a curated record. Lineage: Eukaryota; Viridiplantae; Streptophyta; Magnoliopsida; Malpighiales; Euphorbiaceae. Bases 1 to 2079 code for a protein of 692 amino acids.